GUUAUGGUUAUACGAAUAAUGAAUGUCUACCUAGGAGGUAGGUAGGUCAACAGCAACGGCUCGGCCAUAUCUCUAGGUGACGUUGACCAGGAUGCCGGUGUAUACUACCAGACGUCUCUAGAUUAUUAUCCAUAACCCCGCUUGAGAUUGCCACCACCUGGCAUUUAUAUCUCAUAGUCGAUCAAUGUGUUUUCUCCUGAAGCUAGUAAUCCCUACCUUGAUUGCAUCUAGGGCUACGGCCGAAGUUCUAGACAGCUAUUCAGUGAAUAUGAAUUCAAGACUAACGAUCGCACCUCCUCUUUCACGACGAGGCCAUGGCCCAGGAUUGCUUCUUCUAAUCGAUGAAGAACUUGAUCUUCGCAAGCACAAGAGGACCUUAGAUCCGCCACCCUUAGUAAAAUGGGCAGAGGAAGGAUUCGCUGUUGCCCAAUUGAGAAUCACGACGUCUAAUAGGGAUCUUAGGGAUCUAAUACGAGAUGGUAUCGGUUCAGCGCUCUCAGAAUUAUCGAGGUUGCCGUCCUGCGACCAAAGCCAGAGAAUUGGAAUUAUUGGUGAGCGAGAGAUGGGAAAUAUUUAGGCACGCAAAGUUGUCACGGCUAAGCUGACCAUACGGUAUAACAACGAAAAGUUUAUAUGUCUGUCGUAGAGUCCGCCGUACUAGAAACAAUCGAGACUUAUCCUGAGAUCUGUGCCGUGAUCUGGUACGGUGCAUCUUCAGCAAGCACUAUUAGAAGCGAGCUGCCAUGGUUGGCACACAUAGUAGGAGCCGUGAAAGCCGAAGGAGAUCCGGCAGGUGAAGAUCAUAAUGCGAAGCGCCACUACUAUACCCAUGCGAAAUCAUUCUUCGUUAUCCCAGCACAUGAAGACUAUGACGAUUCUUCAGCCUCGGUGGCGCAUUCAAGGACACUAUCUUUCUUGAAGCCGUUGGUCGGCGGACCUCACUUCGACCUUGAGAAAGUUUGGGAUGAACACACAUAUUGGGAAUUUGAAGCGCGUUCGGUCGAGGAAACGAUGGCGACUAUGGUUGAGGAACCCUACGUGAAUCACAUUCCGACGCUGACCGGGGGCGUCGGGCGAGAGGCUUUGACCAAUUUCUACAGGGACCAUUUCAUCUUUAGUAACCCGCUCGACACAGAGCUUCAACUCGUGAGCCGGACCGUAGGAAUAGAUCGCGUAGUCGAUGAAUUCCUUUUCAAGGCUACCCACGACCGCGUGAUUGAUUGGCUUGCCCCCGGCAUUCCGGCAACUGGGAGGCCUAUGAGCGUCCCUUUUACGAGUGUAGUUAACAUCCGUGGUGAUCGCCUCUACCACGAACACAUCAGCUGGGAUCAGGCAACUUUGUUAAAGCAGUUAGGUUUACUUCCCGACUACCUGCCAUUCCCAUAUUCUAUUAGAGGAGAUGAAGCUACUGCCAAUGAUGCAACAUUUGAAUACCGGCUUCCAGUUGCUGGUACAGAAAGUGCGCUCAAACUCUCCAACGAGAGCUCGGUAGAUUCGAACGCGAUGCUUCAAUAUCAGUAUAGAGAAACUGUCCAUACAGAUGUCCUCCAUUGAGGGAAGUGGAAACUCGAGAUUCGAUAUCCCACUUACACCACCACAAAGGUGAAAUACGGAGGCAUCACUUGUUGGUUGUUUGAUUUAUGUACCGUCAAGAAGCUCCUGCGAGGGAGGUAUUAAUACCUAGUUGGUUGUGUUGAU
Molecule: messenger RNA, 1698 nt
Organism: Annulohypoxylon maeteangense
Lineage: Eukaryota; Fungi; Ascomycota; Sordariomycetes; Xylariales; Hypoxylaceae
Exons: 2
Coding region: 634-1554 (306 amino acids)
Biological process (GO): polyketide metabolic process
Source: RefSeq, a predicted model, not a curated record